Molecule: messenger RNA, 785 nt
Organism: Cyprinodon tularosa
Lineage: Eukaryota; Metazoa; Chordata; Actinopteri; Cyprinodontiformes; Cyprinodontidae
Product: cerebellin-1-like
Exons: 3
Coding region: 51-599 (182 amino acids)
Molecular function (GO): protein binding
Source: RefSeq, a predicted model, not a curated record
CAGCUCAGUGGUACUUUCCACUCCACUAAAGCUUUUCUCCUGGAGUAAACAUGAAGUCUCUCUUGCUUCUAGGCACAGUGCUGGUCUGUGGUCUGGUUGGGGCCCAGGAGACAAUAGAGAGCCAGCUGCUGCAGAUCACGGCCCGACUGGAGAAACUUGAAAGGGAAUCUGAAGAGAGAGUAAACAGAUCUCAAGUAGCAUUCUCAGCUGCCCUAUACGAUACGGAGGACUGGACCGACCCUGGGCCUUACAUCAGUGACACAACGCUGCAGUUUAAGAAAGUGAAAACUAACAUUGGCAACGCGUACUGUCCAGACACAGGAGUUUUCACUGCCCCAGUUAAAGGACUCUACUACUUCCAGUUCACCGGAGUUGUUGGCAAAUCUGGGAAACUGAAUGCUGGACUGAAGGUGAACGGUUUGAACACUAUUGCAAUAUACCACAAAGCAGGGACACAAGCAAGCGCUACCAAUGCGGUGGCCCUGGAGCUGGAGGAGGGAGACCGAGUCUUUACCCAGAUCUGGGGAGGAAGGUCCCUUACGCUCGCAGAUCAAGGCCGACUCACAACCUUCACUGGCUUCCUUGUCUUCCCUCUCUGAGUGGAUACAAAGAUGAAGAUUUAUGUCCAAAGGUUGGCAGAAGUGGAGAAGGAAUCAUUUGUGGCAAUUAUACAGAACCGUGGAACAAUCAAGUUAAUCACAAUCACUGACAUCUCUUUAUAGGUUCUUGUAACUAAGCUAAAGGCUACAAGCAUUAAAACUAAUAAAAAAAAUGCAAACUUUGUA